GGACUGAGGACCCCCCUUUCACCUCACUCUCUCAUCAUGGCUGAUAACAAGGACAGGGUGUGGCUCAUCUUAGGUGCAGCGUCCGGCUUCGGACGAGCGAUGGCAGAACACGUUCUGGACUCCGGGGAGAAGGCGGUUGUCGCUGACCGCGUCGUGGGUGGGCUAGAGCAGCUCGUGUCCACUUAUCCUGCCGACCGCAUACAAGCCGUGGCCAUGGACAUCACAAACGCAGAUCAGGUCGCGGCCGCAUUCGCGACGGCAAAGUUGCACUUUGGACGGCUUGACGUCAUGUUCAAUAGCGCCGGCGUCGGGCUUGUGGGCGAGGUCGAGGCAGUGCCUGACGCAAAAGCAAGAUGGAUGAUGGACAUCAAUUUCUGGGGUGCCGAGCGUGUCACCCGGCAUGCUGUGCGUUUCUUCCGCGAGGAAAAUGGUGACCGGCCUGGGGGAACGAUCGCACACAUUACCAGCCUGGGCGGCAUCAAAUCUCUCCCUGCUGAUGGACAUUACUGUGCUGCGAAAUUCGCGCUAGAAGGCCUAUGUGAAGCAGUAGCGAUGGAACUAGAUCCCGCCUGGAACAUCAAAGUCGCUUUGAUAGAGCCGGGAUGGUUCCUCACCGGGCUAUCAACAAACGACAGCGGGGUUAAACCCCACCCCGCAUACACCAACCCAAGCCUGCCGUCGGUGCAGCUGCGGACGUCGACGUCGCGGACGGCGGACGAAAUGAAAGAGACUUACGCGGACCCCAGAAAGGGCGUGAGAGCGAUGUAUGAUGUCAUCAACCUGGGCCGACCGUUCGUGCGCCUCCCGCUCGGCCCGGGUGUGGUGGAAGGUGUGCAGUGGAAAAUCGAUCAGCUCACGAAGACGCUGGAAGAGUUCAAAUCGUGCUCUGACAACCUGCAAUUCGACCCGUGAGUGGGCCUCACGCGCUGUCAAGCGUUGCUAUUAUCUCAAUCGCGGUCCCGCACCGACAUACAGGCUGCGUUCGAGAUUGUGAAGUCGAAAGUGGGUCGUGUGUAUUUUUAAAUGUCUUGAUGUAUCCUUCCACAACGCCGCUCAAAAGCAAUGUAUCGCGUCUUGAAGUUCUGGC
Molecule: messenger RNA, 1087 nt
Organism: Coniophora puteana RWD-64-598 SS2
Lineage: Eukaryota; Fungi; Basidiomycota; Agaricomycetes; Boletales; Coniophoraceae
Product: NAD(P)-binding protein
Exons: 5
Coding region: 37-912 (291 amino acids)
Molecular function (GO): oxidoreductase activity
Source: RefSeq, a predicted model, not a curated record